Oryzias melastigma (Indian medaka) is the source of this 1352-nucleotide messenger RNA. RefSeq names its product gastrula zinc finger protein XlCGF8.2DB. The transcript has a single exon. The record is from RefSeq and is a predicted model, not a curated record. Gene Ontology annotation, biological process: central nervous system development; regulation of transcription by RNA polymerase II. The coding region runs from base 367 to 1218 and encodes 283 amino acids. Lineage: Eukaryota; Metazoa; Chordata; Actinopteri; Beloniformes; Adrianichthyidae. Gene Ontology annotation, cellular component: nucleus. Gene Ontology annotation, molecular function: RNA polymerase II cis-regulatory region sequence-specific DNA binding; DNA-binding transcription factor activity, RNA polymerase II-specific.
GAACCAGAACCUCUACAGAUUAAAGAGGACAUAGAGGAGCUCUGCAUCAGUCAGGAUGAAGAGCAGCUUGAUCUGAAGCAGGAGACUGAAACCUUGAUUGAAAUUCCUAUUUAUGAGGAAAAUGAGAACAGUGAAGAAGAUGGAAACAAUCAACAGAGCUUUAAUGGAAGUGAUUGUGAAGAUGAAGAACCCAGUUCAAGUACUUAUAAAGAGAUAGACCCACAGAGCAGACAACAGACAACAGUCUGUAAAGAAUGCGGUGAAACUUUUAGUUACUUUCACUUGGGAAUCGAAAAAAAAUGGAAGCCUUUUGCUUGUAGAGAAUGCACCAAAAGUUGUAAUAAAUUUACUAAUCUGAAAUCACACAUGAGAACCCAAACAGGAGAAAAGCCUUUUUCUUGUAAAGAAUGUGACAAAAGUUUUAGUCAGAUGCAUAAUCUCAAAACACACAUGAGAAUUCAUACAGGAGAAAAGCCCUUUUCUUGUAAAGAUUGUAAUAAAUGUUUUAGUCAAUUAAGUCAUCUCAAAUCACAUCUGAGAACUCACACAGGAGAGAAGCCCUUUUCUUGUAAAGAAUGUAAUAAAAGUUUUAGACUAGUGUCAGAUUUAAAAGCACACAUAAGAAUUCAUACAGGAGAGAAGCCUUUUUUAUGUAAAGAAUGUGACAUGAGUUUUAGUCAAAUUUCUAAUCUCAAAACACACAUGAGAACUCACACCAAAGAGAAGCCUUUUACUUGUAAAGAAUGUGACAGAAGUUUUAGUCACAUGCAUAAUCUCAAAGCACACAUGAAAAUUCAUACAGGAGAGAAGCCCUUUUUGUGUCAAGAAUGCGAUAAAAGUUUUAGACACAAAUCUGAUUUAAAAACGCACAUGAGGACUCAUACAGGAGAGAAGUCUUUUUCUUGUCAAGAAUGUGAUGCAAGUUUUAGUCAAAUUUCUAAUCUCAAAUCACACAUGAGAACUCACACAGGAGAUAAACCCUUUUCUUGUAAAGAAUGUGACAGAAGUUUUAGUCAAAUAAAUAAUCUCAAAAGACAUAUGAGAAUUCAUACAGAAGAUAAACCUUUUUGCUGUCCAGAAUGUAAUAAAAGUUUUAGACAAAAAUAUGAUUUAAAAACACACAUGAGAACUCAUACAGGAGAGAAGUCUUUUUCUUGUCAAGAAUUUGAUACACAAAACUCUGCAGAGAACUUCUGCAGCAUGCAUGUGCACACAUAGGGCCUUAGGGGUGCUUGAGCACCUGCCCUUUUUGCCUCUUAUUAAAACAUGCCCUAGUACGCUGUUAUAUGUUUUUUUGUUUUUAAUUUGCAUUUAUAUUAAUUAACUCUUGUAAGUGAUAUAAGAAAAAAAAA